Molecule: messenger RNA, 2412 nt
Organism: Dendrobium catenatum
Lineage: Eukaryota; Viridiplantae; Streptophyta; Magnoliopsida; Asparagales; Orchidaceae
Product: pentatricopeptide repeat-containing protein At5g39710-like
Exons: 1
Coding region: 20-2242 (740 amino acids)
Molecular function (GO): protein binding
Source: RefSeq, a predicted model, not a curated record
UGGUCCUCUCCACGUUGACAUGAGGCCCCGCUGGCCGAACCCCUCCGCCGCCGACGAGUUCAAACUGGCCAAAGAAACCCUCGCCCGCCUCAAUCACAAACUCCCCGUCACCCACCCGCUUAGCCCCUCCACCUUAACCCAUGCCUUCCUCUUUGCCUUCCCCUGCCGCCGCCUCACCCUCUCUCUCUUCCCCUUCCUCUUUCGCCUCCCUUCCUCCCCUCCCUCCCUCUCUCCCCUCUCCCUCGCCCUCCACAUUCUCUCUCACCUCAACCUUAUCUCUCCCGCGCUCUCCCUCUCCCGCUUCCUCACCUCUCACUUCCCCCUCUCUUCUCUCCUCCCCUCCCUCUCCACCUCCCUCUCCCUCCUUCCCUCUCAAAACUCCGCCUUUUCCGCCUCCCCUAAUGCCGUCGACCUCCUCAUCAAAUCCUACUCGUCUUCCUUCCAAAUCCCCGAAGCCCUCUCUGUUCUCUCUCUCGCUAAAUCUAUCGGCUUCACUCCCUCUUUACUAUCCCACAACUCUAUCCUCCACGCCAUGUUCCGCUCUCGCCACUCCGAUGCCUCCAUCAAGAAGCUCUUAUCCGAGAUCACCUAUUCCGGCGUCUCCCCCAAUGUCUACACUUAUAACAUUCUCAUUCGUGGGUUCUGCUCAAGCGGAGAUUUUGACACGGCGAUUGGCUAUUUUGAAGAGAUGAGGAUGGCUGGUUGUUCGCCUAACGUUGUCACUUAUAACACUCUGAUUGAUUGGUACUGCAAGUCGGGGGCGGCCAACAAAGCAAUUGGAUUGUUGGGCUUUAUGCUAGAGAGGGGAGUGAGGCCGAACUUGAUUACUUAUAAUUCGUUAUUGAAUGGGUAUUGCAGGGAGAGGAGGGUAGGAGAUGCACGUAAGUUGUUUGAUGAAAUGGCUAAGGAGCGAGUAGUGCCUGAUGUGGUUAGUUAUAAUACUCUUGUGAAUGGGUAUUGUAAGGAGGGGGAUGUGCACGGGGCAUUGGUGGUGAUUGAUGAAAUGUGGAGGAAAGGCGUGAAAGGGAAUGUGGUGACAUAUACUUCGGUAAUUAGCGCGAUGUGCAAUGCUGGCAAUCUGAGCAGGGCAAUGGAGAUUGUUGGGAGGAUGCGGGAGAGAGGGAUUCGACUCAACGAGGUUACGUUCACAAGUUUGAUAAGCGGGUUUUCAAAGAAGGGUCUCUUGGAUGAGGCCAUGGAUGUUAUGAAGGAGAUGAGAGAGAAUAGGAUUGAAGCAUCAGUUGUCUGUUAUAAUGCUCUGAUUAAUGGGUACUGUAUUUUGGGAAAAAUGGAAGAGGCUUUGUUGAUUAUUCGUGAUAUGGAGAAGGAGAGAGGCUUGAUGCCUGAUGUGAUAACUUACAGCACAAUACUUAGUGGGUAUUGUAGAAUUGGAGAUGUGGAUAUGGCAUUCAAGUUUUACAGAGAAAUGGUUGCCAAGGGUGUCUUGCCCGAUGCAAUUACAUACUCUUCACUCAUUAGGGGACUUUGUGAGGUGAGAAGAUUGGGUGAUGCUGCUGAGAUGUUCGAUGAAAUGAUUAGCAAGGGGUUGAAGCCUGAUGAACUGACAUACACAACACUUAUUGAUGGGCAUUGCAAAGAAGGGGAGUUGGAGAAGGCUUUUCUUCUUCACUAUGAGAUGAUUGGGAAUGGUAUUCUCCCUGAUGUAGUUACUUAUAGUGUCCUCAUAAAUGGUCUUAACAAGAUGUCACGAACCAAGGAAGCCAGACGCCUACUUUUUAGGCUAUACCAUGAGGAGAAUAUUCCAGAUAGAAUCACAUAUGAUGCUUUAAUGGAAAGCUGUGACAAAACAGAUUUCAAGAGUGUUGUAUCUCUAAUAAAGAGCUUUUGUAUGAAAGGAUUGAUGGAUGAAGCUGAUAAAGUGUUUGGCUCCAUGCGUGAGAGGAGCUUGAAGCCUGAUGAGGCUGCCUAUAAUGUAAUUAUUCAUGGGCACUGCAAAUGUGGAAAUGUUCUGAAGGGGCUAAGCCUGUAUAAGGAAAUGCUGCAGGCUGGUCUCUCUCCUAGUGCCAUAAGUACAAUAUUUCUAAUAAAAGGGCUUGCAACUGAGGGGAUGAAUGAAGAGCUUAAUCAGAUUAUUGAGCAUUUAUUGAGAAGCUCUGUGCUAACAGAUGCUGAAUCAUCAAAGAUUCUUGCUGACAUAAACUUGAGGGAUGGAAACUUGGAGGCUGUGGUUGAUGUUCUUACUGAGAUGGCAAAAGAUGGCCUUCUUCCAAAAAGUGGGUAGAGGUUGGGAGUUUCUAGAUCUUUGAAACUAAAGAAAAAAUUGAUCUCCCUUUCUGAAGGGCUUAGAUUUUUCCAAUUUUGAUGGGCAGUGAAUUGGAGAUGUUUGUUGAAUUUGAUGCUUCACAGGGACUGGAUAUUGGUGGGGCUGUAUGAGAGGGAGAAUGUGCAUCU